Molecule: messenger RNA, 492 nt
Organism: Diaporthe batatas
Lineage: Eukaryota; Fungi; Ascomycota; Sordariomycetes; Diaporthales; Diaporthaceae
Exons: 2
Coding region: 1-492 (163 amino acids)
Biological process (GO): endosome transport via multivesicular body sorting pathway
Cellular component (GO): fungal-type vacuole membrane; fungal-type vacuole lumen
Molecular function (GO): ubiquitin protein ligase binding
Source: RefSeq, a predicted model, not a curated record
AUGUGCUCCUCUGACAUCUUCCUCGGCUUCCUCGCCAUCCUGUUCCCGCCUUUGCCUGUCUGGGUCAAGUGUGGAAUCUGCAGCGCCGACUCGGUCAUCAACAUCCUUCUGUGUGUCCUCGGCUUCCUCCCGGGCCUCCUCCACGCCUGGUACAUCAUCGCCAAGUUCCCCGAGCCCGACUACGGCGACUACGAGCGCGUCGGCGACUCCGAGCACGGCCGCGUCACCUACAUCGUCGUCUCGCAGGACGAUGACGCCCGCCGGUCCCAGCGGCCCCGCGCCCAGGGCCAGCAGCCCAAGCCCGCCCGCCAGGGAAACAUGAGCUACGGCACAUCCCAGGGCGGCGGCAACAGCCACGCCGGCUCGUCCUCCGCGCCGCCACCGCAGCAAGGCCAAGCCAACGGAGGCGAGGGCUCGAGCGACGACCAGCCUCCGCCAAGCUAUGCCCAGGUCGUCAUGGGCGACCACAAGAUCCAGGACCAGACUCGGUAA